Molecule: messenger RNA, 1378 nt
Organism: Glossina fuscipes
Lineage: Eukaryota; Metazoa; Arthropoda; Insecta; Diptera; Glossinidae
Product: survival motor neuron protein-like
Exons: 1
Coding region: 722-1378 (218 amino acids)
Biological process (GO): mRNA processing
Cellular component (GO): cytoplasm; nucleus
Molecular function (GO): RNA binding
Source: RefSeq, a predicted model, not a curated record
GGCAGGAAAGUGAAACGAGUGGAAUCAGAAAUUAUAAAUAUUGAAAAGUAGAUAUUGGAUACAAUUCUUUUAGACAUCUACUAGAAACAGUUAAAGAAAAAUCUAUGAUUAUGGUUUUAAUCCACGUUUUUCAAGCCUAUAAGCCUUAGCGCAAGAUAUGUUUAACUUAACUUUUUAUUUAUAAAUGCAGUAAAAUUGAGAAACGAAAAAUGUGAACGAAGUACGAAUAAAAGUAUAAUUUUCAAAAUGCCAUAACUAAACGUGGGCAGUUCGAUCUUCAAAAGGAAUAAUUUGGAUUUUGGAUCAAAUAAUACAACUAGAAAAAAGUGAAAGCACACGCAAUAAUGUUCAACAAUAAACGGAAUAGAGUAAGGAAUAUCAAACAAAAACGCAGAUAAAAACAGAUGCGGAAUCAGAACAAUAGCUACCAAUGAGAAUAUUUGAAUAUCCAUGCACUUUGGUGUCAUCUUCCACUUUAUAUGGUUAUCAAGUACUACGUAAUACCGAUUAUUGUUAAGAAACAUUCGUCAUUAGGACUCGUCGAUCAAUGUUUUUUUCCAUGCCUGAUCGUAUCCAUAUUUAUAUUUGAGCGGUACCUUUAGACUGCUUCGCAAAGCUUUCACAAACGAUUGCCUAAAUAAAUAUUUUCAGUUUUAUCUUGUGCAAACACAGUUUCUAAUUCACACAAAAUAGUAUACAUUUCAUUUUGCCUCGACUAAAAAUGUCAGCAAAUAAAACGAACUCAAAAUUAGAUAAAAAAAUCGAGGAACUAUUGCAAGAUAAUACUUUAUUAAUCAAUGAUUAUUGUAGCAAAUUAGCUGCGGAAAAAUUAGCAAAACACCUAACAAUGUCUACAUGCAAAUUUUCAACUAAUCAAGACUGCGCUAACAAAUCCUCAGGAUUAGAAGACAAACACAACUUGUCUGAAAUAAAAUACAAAGUUGGAGAUUAUGCAAGGGCCACAUAUGAUGUUGAUGGUAAAGAUUACGAAGCAAAAAUAUUGUCAAUUGAUUCACAGGCUGGCACUUGCAUUCUUAAGUACAUUGGUUAUAACAAUCAACAAGAAGUAAAUAUAUGUGAUCUCGUUCCAUCAUGGGGUAAAAAAAUUCGCCAUCUUCAAUAUACAAAAUCCAAGUCUGAUGAAGCAUCGAAUCAUUUUCCAAAAGGCAAUUCAGUGAAAAAAAAUUCAAAGAAGGAUGGCGAGAAGAAAAAUGGAGUCACUAUGCCUCCUCCGCCUCCAAUUCCUCCAAUGUUUGUUACGGGUAAGAAAAAUGUUAUCCCCGAACAUCUGUCGGCGAUGCUUGCGUCUUGGUACAUGAGCGGGUAUUACACAGGUCUAUAUCAGGGCAUACAAGUGGUGAAAAAAAAAAAACAAUAA